CUUCCGUUAUCCCUUCUUUUACCGUUUGCCCAACAUGUCGUUUUCUUGGUCUUUCGUUUUCCCUUUCCCUUCCACUCGCCAUCUCCCCCCUUUUUGGUCUUUCCUCAGCUUGAACUAGUUGGCUUCAUCCCCCCCCUUGCUCUAGUGAGAUCGCCAAACAGCGACCGGGCAAGUCUCUUCACUACCUAUAACGGUAAACCUGAGUGAAGAGUACACAAAUGGCUGCCGCCAGCGUCAAGGGGACUAUCCUCGUCACGGGAGCCAACGGCGCGCUCGGCAGCGCCAUCGCCGAGCGGAUCGCCGAGCAGCCCGAACUCGCCGCCUACCACGGGCUCUAUGUCGUCCGUGAUGCGGCGCACGCGCCAGCACUCGCCUCGGCGCUUGUGCGCGGCGGCGGGGCGCAUGCGCACGAUGUUGUGGCCCUCGACCUGACGAGGCCUGACGACGUGCGCCGGGUGGCGAAGGGGAUCAAUGUUCGCGUCGCUGCCGGCGAGAUCCCGCCGCUCCGCGCCCUCGUCCUCAACGCCGGCUUCCAGGACUUCGGCCGCCAGUCGUGGACCGCCGAUGGCUUUGACACCACAUUCGCUGCCAACUACCUCGGCCACUGGCUCCUCACCCUGCUUCUGCUUCAGAGCCUAGAUAGGGAGGUCGGCCGGAUCGUUGUGAUCGGGAGCCAGGGUCACGACCCCAACGACCCGCGAAACGCGCGCGGCAAGGCCUUCGAGAACCCGAAGUAUAAGACCUUCAUCUCAGACGCCGUCAGCUUCGAGGCGAUUGCCAAAGGGGAGUGGAGCCCGGCGACCGAGGACGCGUCCUUCCGCGGCGGGUUCCGGCGGUACGGCGCCGCGAAGCUCUUCCUGGUCAUGAUGCAGCACGAGCUGCAGGCACGGCUGGACGCCGACACCGCGCUCCACCGCAUCUGCGUCCUCGGUGUCGACCCGGGCACCAUGAUAAGCGGCCUGCAGCGGCUCGCGUCGUGGGUCAUCCGUGUGCUCAUCUUCAAGAUAAUCUACCCGAUCCUGCUGUACCUAAACCCGCACAACGGGCCAGUGAGGCCGCCCAGCCGCUCGGCCAGCGAUGUCCUGGAGGCCGCCUUCGGAGUGGGCGAGGGAGGUGAGCUGCCGAAGGACAGGUACUUCGACGGGAGGGCGCCGCUGCAGACGAGCGAGGAGUCUAGGGACCUGGCGAAGAGGAAGUUGGUGUGGGAGGAGACAGUGAAGCUGGCGGGUCUGAAGGAGGGCGAGACAGUUUUGGAAAAUUGGCAGUAGGCAACUAUAGAUUGGCUAGGAUCAAUUGACUGGGUAGUAUUCACAUUAUGAUGUCACAUGAUAGGGAGACGAGACAACAGAUCUACCAAGAAAGUCAUA
Molecule: messenger RNA, 1367 nt
Organism: Durotheca rogersii
Lineage: Eukaryota; Fungi; Ascomycota; Sordariomycetes; Xylariales; Xylariaceae
Product: putative short-chain dehydrogenase
Exons: 3
Coding region: 219-1268 (349 amino acids)
Cellular component (GO): mitochondrial outer membrane; lipid droplet; endoplasmic reticulum membrane
Molecular function (GO): 3-beta-hydroxysteroid 3-dehydrogenase (NADP+) activity
Source: RefSeq, a predicted model, not a curated record